ACAGACAACAGCAAAAUGGCCAGAGUUUGUUUACAGCUUUUUAUUGCCAUUUUGCAACUGCAGAUCCACGGACUUGGUGCUGAGAUUCAAGAAGGAAGCUCAGCAGCUGUGUUUGUGACCCAGCAGGCGGCACACAUGGUGCUGCAUCGCCAGCGAAGGCACAACAGUGGUCAUCUGGAAGAAGUUUUCCAAAAGGCCAACCUGGAGCGAGAAUGCAAAGAGGAAGUCUGCUCGAUGGAGGAGGCCAGGGAGGUGUUUGAGAAUGAUGAGAAAACUAUGGAAUUCUGGGCUGUUCAUGUUGAUGGUGAUCAGUGUAGGCCUCAACCCUGCCAGAAUGGAGGAGUGUGCCAAGAUGGAAUCAACUCUUAUAUUUGCUGGUGCCGACCAAACUUCGGCGGCAAGAACUGUGAGACCGACAUAACCAAACUGUGCUCGGUCAACAAUGGUGGAUGUUCACAUUUCUGCCUGAUGCAAAAUCAGCGAGUCGUGUGUCAGUGUGCAGCAGGCUAUAAACUUGGAGCAGACAAGAAGACUUGUGAACCAAUAGUGCAGUUCAGCUGUGGUCAUGUGGUCCUGCCCUCCGGCAUCAUCACCAGGUCCAUCAUGCCAAUGCAAUCAUCAACGGUGGCAUCCUCUGCUCCAACAAGACAAAAUUCCUCUGAUGACUACAAUAACCAGCCUGAUGACUAUGAUGAGGAUACAGAUUAUGAACUCAGUCCUGCAGUGAAUGUGUCAGACCUGCCCGUGUCUUUGACAGAUGAAGCGAGCUCAGUGAAACUGGACUUCAGUCCUAGGUUAAGUCGAGCUGAGGCUGAUGUUGGUUCUGAUGCAAGUCACGCUAAACCCCCCACAGAGGAGCUCUCAUGGGGUUUCUCCAAACUCCCCAACAUUACAGCUGAAACGAACUCUGACCAGAGGAUCGUAGGAGGUGAUGAGGCCAUUCCUGGAGAGAUACCUUGGCAGGUGGCCCUGAUGACUCACUCAGAGACUCUGAACAGAGCCGAGCCGUUUUGUGGAGGCUCUCUGAUUAGUGACAUCUGGGUGAUUACUGCAGCCCAUUGCCUGGAGAAGUCGGGUCAAAGAAGGACAGAUUUUUUUGUCAGAGUUGGUGAACAUGAUAUAGUUGUUCAUGAGGGUCCAGAAAGAGACCACUCCGUGGCAGAGCAGCAUGUUUACUACGAGUAUGAUUCUGUGAAGUCCCAGUACAACCAUGACAUUGCACUGCUGAAGCUGGCCUUUCCAGUGGAGCUGUCAAACCAGAGGCGUCCUAUCUGCCUGGGCCCCAAAGAGUUCACACAGAACAUCCUGAGAGGGUCUACAAACUCCCUGGUGAGCGGCUGGGGAAGGAUCCGUUUCCAGGGCCCCGAGGCCAGCAAGCUUCAGAAGCUGUCAGUCCCCCACGUGGACCGGACCCUGUGUAUACAGAGCAGCCGGGACCACAUCACCCGGUACAUGUUCUGUGCCGGUUAUCCACACGGGCAGAUGGAUUCGUGCCAGGGGGACAGUGGGGGGCCACUUGCCACCAGUUACAAAGGAACCUGGUUCCUGACGGGCAUCGUCAGCUGGGGGGAGGAGUGUGCCAGGAAGGGGAAGUAUGGUAUCUACACGCGAGUGUCGCGGUACUACAAGUGGAUCAGUAAUACAACAGGGAUCAUAAAGGCUGAAUAA
This is a messenger RNA of Nematolebias whitei (Rio pearlfish), 1668 nucleotides long. RefSeq names its product coagulation factor IXb (gene f9b). NCBI's taxonomy places the organism in Eukaryota, Metazoa, Chordata, Actinopteri, Cyprinodontiformes, Rivulidae. Gene Ontology annotation, molecular function: serine-type endopeptidase activity; calcium ion binding. The transcript is spliced from 8 exons. The record is from RefSeq and is a predicted model, not a curated record. Gene Ontology annotation, cellular component: extracellular region. Gene Ontology annotation, biological process: blood coagulation; proteolysis. Bases 16 to 1668 code for a protein of 550 amino acids.